Molecule: messenger RNA, 1044 nt
Organism: Cucurbita pepo subsp. pepo (vegetable marrow)
Lineage: Eukaryota; Viridiplantae; Streptophyta; Magnoliopsida; Cucurbitales; Cucurbitaceae
Source: RefSeq, a predicted model, not a curated record
AACAAACAAAACCCACAAAGUUAAAAACGAAACACCAAUGAUUCAAAUUCUCCUGUCUGGGUUCUAAUUCAUUUCCCCUGUUUUUAAAGCACCGCCGGAAAAUAUGAACACGAUGAUGAACAGAGCGGAUCUUCAAUUCCAGCUAACGGAUGUUUCAACGGCCCUUUCGAAUCUGAUUCUAACGGGCGGAGGAAAUACAUUGGAUUCGAUCUUCUCUCACUGCGAGAAUUUAGCCUCUAUGAACGACGGUGGAGAUUUUGAUCGGCCUGUGGGGUCGUCGGUGUAUCUCCAGCAGCGGGAGGUGUUGAAGAGAUUUUCUCAGGACAGUAAACAGAAUGGGUCUCGGGGUUUGUUUUCACGGGCGUAUGAAUUGCUGUAUUCGAGAAGCGGGGCUGCUGUGGGCGGCGGUGAGAGGAAGCUUUACAGAGGAGUGCGGCAGAGACAUUGGGGGAAAUGGGUGGCGGAGAUUCGGCUGCCGCAGAAUCGGAUGAGGGUGUGGUUAGGAACGUACGAUUCGCCGGAGGCUGCCGCGUACGCGUACGACUGUGCUGCCUGUAAGCUCCGGGGGGAAUAUGCGCGGUUGAAUUUCCCGAAUCUUAAGGAGCUGAAGACGGAUUUGGGCGCCGGCGAGUUUGCGAGAUUGAGUGGGUUGAAGAAAUUGGUCGAUGCUAAGAUUCAAGCGAUUUUUCAAAAGAUUCGGAAGGGGAAAGGGAAGAAGAGUGUGAAGAAGAAUGAUUCUCAGAGAACCGGCGGCGAUUUGAGUUCCGGUUCGUGUUCUUCGUCGUCGUCGUCAUCAGUGUCUCUGCCGCCUGCGGCAGUGGAGUUGACGGAUGAGUGGAGUUGGGAAAGGGUGCAGCCGCCGAUCGCGGCGGAAGAGGGGUUGUGGAACUUCGAGAACUCGCCUCCAGAUGUCUCCACGGAUUGUGCGACGGCGACGGCGACGGCGGGAUUAGAAACGGAGUGCUACUCAUUGGCAAAGAUGCCUUCCUAUGACGCCGAGCUCAUAUGGGAAGUUCUUGCAAACUAGGGCUUGUUAAUCUUCAA